AUGUCGCUGAGAACUAUAUUGAAAUCAACCUACCCUUGGACAAAGAGUCCCCUUCUGGUCUCGGCUCCAAUGCUGAACAUUGCCAUGCCCCCGCUGGCGGUAUCUGUCUCCUCCGCUGGUGGACUCGGAUUUCUUGCUGCUGGAUUUGAUGUGUCGAGCUUGGAUCAUAACCUGGAAGUCGCCAUCCGUCUGGUGAAGCAAUCAGGCGGUAUGGUACAGCAAAUACACGAGGAAACGGGUGUGCUCCCCAUUGGGGUCGGCUUCAUCAACUGGGGUGCCGAUCUCAAAGUCUCUAUUGCCGCUAUCCAGAAGUACAUGCCAUGCGCUGUGUGGUUAUUUGGUCCAGAGAAUCAACCGGACGACCUAGUGCCCUGGGUGAAGGAGGUGCGUGGCGUGACCUCUGGCCGGACCAAGAUCUGGGUGCAAGUUGGUGCCGUGGAUGAGGCGAUCGCCGUUGCCGAGGUUCUUCAACCAGACGCUUUGGUCGUCCAAGGUUCUGAUGCGGGGGGUCAUGGUCUAGCUCAUUCGGCCUCAGUUUUGACUUUGAUACCUGAGAUUCAAGAUGCUUUACGGGAGCGAGACUUGACUCACAUAGCCAUCAUGGCUGCGGGAGGAAUCGUUGAUGGACGAGGGCUGGCAGCGGCUUUGGCACUGGGGGCUGUCGGCGCUGCCAUGGGUACUCGCUUCCUGGCGUCUGAAGAAGCGAAUAUAGCUCACGGAUAUCAGAAGGAGAUAUUGCGAGCAUCUGAUGGCGGUCUCAACACCAUCAGGUCGACGGUAUAUGAUCGAGUGAGGGGUAUCGGGGGCUGGCCCCGUCGAUACGACGGGCGCGGUAUCAUCAACGAGAGUUAUGUCGAUGCUGUGGAGCGGGGAAUGAGUGAUGAGGAGAAUAAGAGUUUGUACGAAGAAGAGUUGAAGAAAGGCGAUGCCGGUUGGGGACCCAAGGGGAGACUUACAACGUAUGCUGGUACUGGUGUCGGCCUGGUGCGAGAAAUCCUGCCUGCGUCCACAAUUGUGGAGAAGACCUUGUGUGAAGCAAGAGAUGUGAUUCGGGGAAUUUCGGUAGAUUGA
Molecule: messenger RNA, 1071 nt
Organism: Aspergillus thermomutatus
Lineage: Eukaryota; Fungi; Ascomycota; Eurotiomycetes; Eurotiales; Aspergillaceae
Product: nitronate monooxygenase
Exons: 1
Coding region: 1-1071 (356 amino acids)
Molecular function (GO): nitronate monooxygenase activity
Source: RefSeq, a predicted model, not a curated record